UGUAGGUGCAGCUGGCCUGACAGUGACUCUGCAUUUGAGGGCUCGCUCUAACUGCGAUCAAGUGAGCCUUUAAAGGAGGAUGAAGCUGCUGCAGCUGCUGCUCCUCAGCAGCGUUUCCCGCCAUGCCCUUACUGUGGUAGUGGAAGUAUAUGAAGGGGAAAGAUCUGUCCUGCUGCCCUGUCAGUUCACAGGUUUUAUACCUGUGGACCCCACAGUGAUGUGGACUCACAGAGAUCUUCAUCCCAAAUCUGUCCACCUAAGACGAGAAGGAGGAGACGAUCUCAGAGGACAAAACCAGCAUUACACCAGGCGCACAUCAAUGAGGCCUGAUGCUCUGGACACUGGAGACUACAGCCUCACUCUGAAAAGCCUCCAACUGACUGACAGUGGCAGCUACACCUGCUCCAUCAGUGAUGGGAGAGAAGAACUGAGACUUAAAGAUUUACAGCUGAAGGUCAAAGACCAGCAGGUGGAGGUGAAGGUGGAGGAAGGCUUAGAGUUUGUCAUUCUGCCCUGCAAAACAAAACCUGACCUGCCUGAGGACACCAGUGUGGAGUGGACUCACUCUGACCGAGAACUCACAGUGACCCAAGUGCAUUCAAACAACAGUGAUCACCUGAAACAGCUGGACAACCUUUACUGCGGCCGCGGAAAGAUGAACAAAGACCUGCUGAGAACUGGAGACCUCAGUCUGACCCUGAAAUACCCCACAGAGAGAGACAGUGGAGGAUACAUCUGCACCAUCUACAGGGACAAAGACAUCCUGAGACAGAAAGUCGUGCUGCAGGUCAAAGAACCAUUUCUAAUCUGGAACAUUGUUCUUGUGGUUCUCCUGGUUGUCCUGGUUCUACUUGUAGUUUGUGGAGGUCUUUUAUUUUAUUUCCGGCAGUAUUUCAUGUCAGUUUACCAGGUGGAGGUGAAAUCAGGGGUGGAGUCUGUCCAGCUGCCCUGCAAAACCACAAUUCGCCUGCCUGAAAAUGCUAAAGUGGAGUGGAAGGAUGGUUCUAUCUAUGACAGGAAGGUCCAUGUGUAUCAGAACGGCUCUGACAAGCCUGAAGAACAGCAUGAGGAUUACAGAGGGCGAACAGAGAUGAAGAGAAGCCUGCUGAAACCUGGAGACCUCAGUCUGACCCUGAAAUACCCCACAGACGAAGACACAAACACCUACACCUGCACUGUUUACAGCAAGGAGGGAAACAUCCUGAUGAAGAAAGACGUGGUGCUCAUUUUCAGAGAUUACGCUGAGGUGAAGCCAGUGCACUCUGAGGUUGAAUAUGUCGAGCUGCCCUGCAAAACCACACUUAACCUGCUUGAAGUUGCUAAAGUAGAGUGGAAGGAACGAGGCAACAGGAAAGUCCACGUGUAUGAGAACGGCUCUGACCAGCCUGAAGAACAGCACCAGGAUUACAGAGACCGAACACAGAUGAAUGAAGACCUGCUGAGAACUGGAGACCUCAGUCUGACCCUGAAAUACCCCACAGAGGAAGACAACUCCAUCUACACCUGCACCGUCUACAGCAUGGAGGGAAACAUCCUCCUGAAGAAGCAAGUGAAGCUGAAAGUCAUAGUCUGUCAGGUGGAGGUGGAGGAGGGAGCGGAGUCUGUCCAGCUGCCCUUCAAAACAUCACGGAACCUGCCUGAAGAUUCUGAAGUGGAGUGGGUACACUAUAACCCAAAGAAGACGAUCCAUGUAUAUAAGAACGGCUCUGACCAGCCUGAAGAACAGGACCAGGAUUACAGAAACCGAACGAAGCUGAAUGAAGACCUGCUGAAAACUGGAGACCUCAGUCUGACCCUGAAAUACCCCACAGAGAGAGACAGUGGAGAACACAAAUGUGUAGUGUAUGGGAAGAUCUGGAGAGAGAAAACCGUGCUGCUCAAAGUCAAAGGUUCAAGGUCAAACAACGGACAAUAGGAACAGAAACAGCUGCAUUGAUCCGACUCCUCGGUCAUUUUAGGCCUGACAUCAUGUGCAAAACCUUUAUACAGUGGUCCCUUGCUAUAACGGGGUUAACUUUUCGCAGCCUCACUGUUUCGCUGAUUUUUUGGGGGUGCAAUUUUGCAUGUUUUUUUUUUUCUUUGUUUUGUACAGCGCAUUGUGUUCUGCGUCCUGAUUGGCUACAGACCAUUGUCAAUCAAUGUCUUGCUGCAUGCUCAAUCAAUCGUGUGCCGUGUCUCCGGUCCAGUACAAAAUGCUUCUCAAAUAUACAACAAACACAGCAAUGUCGACAUCAAAGGCACCUGCUGUAGCACCCAAAAGGCAGAGGAAGAUGCUAACCAUUGCACAAAAAGUCGGACUUCAGGGCUGGACCAAUUACAGCUGAGGAGGUCGAACUUUAAAGUUCCAUAUUGAGGUAAAAAGGAACAUGAUUUGUCCCGUACUUAGCUAGAAUGGAAAAAAGACACAAAGCUGGAGUUAUUCUGUGUCUUUACGCUGCACAGCUGCCUCUUCUUCUCUCUUCUCUCCCCUCACUCUCCUGUUGCUACUUCAAUCAUGAAACUGAUCAAUGAUCAGCUGAUCGGCUUUUCUCUCUUGUUUGUUUAUCGCCCACUUUGCGCCAGAAAGAGGAAACCAGCGGAUAAACUACAGCACGUUUAAGCUUGAUAAACUGUUGUUAGAAUUUACUUAAUAUUAAUUUCUAGUAUCAGCUGAUGUUUGCUGGAGCCACAGCUGUAAAGCUGCUGGUCAUGAUGGUUUGUGUUACGUUCCCCCAGAGGGGUCUAGGCAGUGAGGGGAAGUAACAAAAAGUGUCCGGGUCAAAAAAAGGAAUCAAGGAGGCAAACUGGUUAAAUUAAAUAGCUUUAUUAAAGUUGGUAUUAAAACUAACUAAAAGAGACGGACAAGCCGCUAUCACCAUUUAAAGGAACAAACAAAACUCAGGCGUUGGUCAAUAAAAUAAAAGUCAAAAAGAAAGAGAGCAGCUCACUAGCUGCAAACACUGCAAACACGGCAAAGACACACUCAGCUCACUAGCUGCAAACAGACACGCAGCUCACUAGCUGUAACCCACAAAGCACAGCUCACUAGCUGCAACCCACAACAGCACAGCUCACAAGCUGUAACCACACAAAGCACAGCUCACAAGCUGUAACCACACAAAGCACAGCUCACUA
Pelmatolapia mariae (spotted tilapia) is the source of this 3114-nucleotide messenger RNA. RefSeq lists its product as uncharacterized. The transcript is spliced from 8 exons. Gene Ontology annotation, biological process: positive regulation of T cell proliferation; cell surface receptor signaling pathway; immune response. NCBI's taxonomy places the organism in Eukaryota, Metazoa, Chordata, Actinopteri, Cichliformes, Cichlidae. The record is from RefSeq and is a predicted model, not a curated record. Gene Ontology annotation, cellular component: external side of plasma membrane. Bases 80 to 1915 code for a protein of 611 amino acids.